AUGACAUUGAAUAAAGUAUUUGGAUUAUUCCAUGGUGAUGAGAAGUGUAAUAACGUAUAUUGUGAAUCAUCGCCUAGUACGGCAAACUAUAAUAAUUUUUUAUUAAAAACAGUAUUAUUAAAACUAAUUACAAUUUGUUACAGAUGGUUUUUUAUAAAUCACUGUAACAAAUUUAAUAAUUCUCGUGUCUUACCCUAG
Messenger RNA from Hepatospora eriocheir, 198 nucleotides. The record is from the annotation of a GenBank genome assembly. NCBI's taxonomy places the organism in Eukaryota, Fungi, Microsporidia, Hepatosporidae.